Messenger RNA from Tupaia belangeri chinensis (Chinese tree shrew), 3029 nucleotides. RefSeq names its product vezatin, adherens junctions transmembrane protein (gene VEZT). The coding region runs from base 4 to 1980 and encodes 658 amino acids. Gene Ontology annotation, biological process: cell-cell adhesion. Gene Ontology annotation, molecular function: myosin binding. The transcript is spliced from 12 exons. Gene Ontology annotation, cellular component: plasma membrane. NCBI's taxonomy places the organism in Eukaryota, Metazoa, Chordata, Mammalia, Scandentia, Tupaiidae. The record is from RefSeq and is a predicted model, not a curated record.
GGCAUGCUGGGAAUGGUAGUUUUCAGACCCACGAGACCCGCAGAAACUGAAGCGUCGAUACUGCCUGUUCUCCCGCCUUCAUUUCCCAUCGUGCUGAGGCGGGUGGCAUGGCGGAGAAGGAUGACACCGGAGUUUGACGAAGAGGUGGUUUUUGAGAAUUCUCCACUUUACCAGUACUUGCAGGAUCUAGGACACACAGACUUUGAAAUAUGUUCUUCUUUGUCACCAAAAACAGAAAAAUGCACGACAGAGGGACAACAGAAGCCUCCUACAAGAGUCCUACCAAAAGAAAAUAUCCUGUUAAAAGUGGCUGAAACCGUCAAAAGUUGGAUUUUUUAUCCUCAGUGCAAUAAGAAAGAUGACUUACUUCACAAGUUGGAUAUUGGAUUCCGACUCGACUCACUACAUACCAUCCUGCAACAGGAAGUCCUGUUACAAGAGGAUGUGGAACUGAUUGAGCUACUUGAUCCCAGUAUCCUGUCUGCAGGGCAGCCUCAACAACAGGAAAAUGGACACCUGCCAACACUUUGCUCCCUGGCAACCCCUAAUAUUUGGGAUGUCUCAAUACUCAUUGCCUUCAUUAGUUUUCUCAUUGUACUUCCUGCUUGGUGGAUUCUAUCUUCGUGGCUGGUAUGGGGAGUGGUUUUAUUUAUUUAUCUGCUUAUACGAGCUUCGCGAUUAUGGAGGACAGCCAAACUACAAGUGACCCUAAAAAAAUAUAAUGUCUAUUUGGAAGAUAUGGCAGCAAAUAGCCGAGCUUUUACUAACCUGGUGAGAAAAGCUUUACGUCUCGUUCAAGAAACUGAAGUCAUUUCCAGAGGAUUUACACUUUUGCUUGACAGGGUCAGUGCUGCUUGCCCAUUUAAUAAAGCUGGACAGCAUCCCAGUCAGCAUCUCAUCGGUCUUCGGAAAGCUGUCUACAGAACUGUCAGAGCCAACUUUCAAGCAGCAAGGCUAGCUACCUUAUAUAUGCUGAAAAACUACCCCCUGAACUCUGAGAGUGACAAUGUAACCAACUACAUCUGUGUGGUGCCUUUUAAGGAGCUGGGUCUUGGACUGAGUGAAGAGCAGAUAUCAGAAGAGGAAGCACAUAACCUUACAGAUGGCUUCAGCCUGCCAGCAUUGAAGGUUUUGUUCCAACUCUGGGUGGCACAGAGCUCAGAGUUCUUCAGACGGUUAGCCCUCUUACUGUCUGCAGCCAAUUCACCUCCUGGGCGCUUACUUACUCCAGCCCUUUUGCCUCAUCGCAUUUUAUCUGAUGUGACUCAAGGUCUACCUCAUGCUCAUUCUGCCUGUCUGGAAGAGCUUAAGCGCAGCUAUGAGUUCUAUCGGUACUUUGAAACUCAGCACCAGUCAGUACCCCAGCGUAAAACUCAGCAGAAGUCCAGAGAACUGAAUAACGUUCACACAGCAGUGCGCAGCUUACAGCUCCAUCUGAAAGCAUUACUGAAUGAGGUAAUCAUUCUUGAAGACGAACUUGAAAAGCUUGUUUGUACUAAAGAAACACAAGAACUAGUGUCAGAGUCUUAUCAAAUCCUAGAACAGAAACUGAAGUUGAUUCAGCCCCAUGUUCAAGCAAGCAACAAUUGCUGGGAAGAGGCCAUUUCUCAGGUGGACAAACUGCUACGAAGAAAUACAGAUAAAAAAGGCAAGCCUGAAGCGGCAUGUGAAAACCCACACUGUACUGUGGUACCUUUGGUGCAGCCUACUGUACACAUUGCAGACAAAGACCCAAUCCCUGAAGAGCAGGAAUUAGAAGCUUAUGUAGAUGAUAUAGACAUGGACAAUGAUUUCAGAACGGAUGAUUUUUAUUACUUGUCUCAAGAAGACAAAGAGAGACAGAAGCGUGAGCAUGAAGAAUCCAAGAGGGUACUCCAAGAAUUAAAAUCUGUGCUGGGGUUCAAAGCUUCAGAAGCAGAGAGGCAGAAGUGGAAACAACUUCUCUUUAGUGAUCAUGGGGUAAAGUCCGAAUGGAAUUAGAGAGGGAAAUUCUACACUGGAACCUGCUGUGGCCAUUUGUUUUCUGUUAUGCUGCUUCUCUAGUGGAGUUACUGCAGCUUAGGGCUGUUUCUUGGAAAUGGACACGUUUUACAAAAAAUUUUUAAAUACCUGCCAGAUCUUCAAGAAGCACUUUUUUUUCCUUCCGUCAUGCUUCAUAAAAUAUUGUAUUGUACUAACCCCUCAUGCUGGGAGGAGAGACUGCCUAGCAAGCAACCCACUGCCUACUAACAUCAAGAGGGGCUAAAUAAAACUUCAUUUUCCUUGCAAGGACAACUGCUGCCGUAUGGAUAUAUAUAUAUAUAUUAUAUUUAUGUUUUAUAUUUUGUACAGUAGUUGAUCUUGAAUGCAGAUUUUAUUUCAUUUGUGUUUUUCUGUGGCACCACAAAAUAUAUAGAAGGUAUGGCUUGACCUCCAUCAGGGUCUCACUAGGUAGUCGGCAAGUAAGUUCAAUUGUGCAUUGUAUUUUUUUCUAUGCUGUUUUUAACAGCGUGUUACUAUGCUGUAAAUAUAUACAUUUAUAUGUUGAAGAUGAGGGUAUAUCUAGAUUUAUUUUAGGGCUUUCAUCUGAUAUAUUAUCAGUGAAAACCAUGCUUAUUCUUUAAUAUAUUGGUUCUCAAACUUUAGUAUACUUCAGCCUCAAGUGGAGGGCUUGUAAACCAUAGUCUGAUCCCCACUCCCAGAGUUUCCAGUUCAGGAGGUCUGGGAGUCAGCCCAAGAAACAGAAUCCUUGGCAAUGACUGAUGCUAGUGGUUCAAGGACCACACUUUGAGAACUGCCUUAAACUUUGAAUUAGAUAAUAUGUGAGAUCUUUUUAAAAUCUUCAUCAAAUCCCCAUCUUAUUUCAUUUCUUAGGCAUUUUAUCUCAUAAAAUUGCUUGGAUUUAUAAAUUUACAUUGAUUUCACUAUAAAGUUUUAUUUUAUUUUUAAUUUUUUUUUUUUAAGGAUAAAAACUACUGGGAGUUUAAAGUUUAAACCAUUAAUGGGUUGUUAGUUACUAGUUUUCUUUUUUCUUCCUUCCUUCCUUUCUU